CUACUGCUAGAGCUGCUUGCCUCGGGGCAGACAUGAAGACAAUAUUGGCGCUUAGCAUUUUGAUUCUGUUAGAUCUAGAGGUAGCGAGCCCACUCGGACCGUGCGGCUGCAAACCGGUGUUCGAGUAUUGCGCCAACGACUACACCACGUACCACAGCAUCUGCGAGUACAAGUGCAAACAUCCCUCCACCCCGUUCUAUGACUGGUAUAUUCUGUACGACGGGCCUUGCAUUUCUACGUCGGAGACUACAGCUGAUCAGAGUACUACAACUGUGCAGAGUACUACAACUGUGCAGAGUACUACAACGGGGCCCGCUUCGCGGCAGACACGAACAGGGACAAAACGAAUCAGACGGCAAGCAAGCCCACUCGGACCGUGCGGCUGCAAACCGGUGUUCGAAUAUUGUGCCAACGACUACACCACGUACCACAGCAUCUGCGAGUAUAAGUGCAAACAUCCCUCCACCCCGUUCUAUGACUGGUAUAUACUGUACAACGGGCCUUGCAUUUCUACGUCGGAGACUACAACUGAGCGGUGGACUACAACUGUGCGGAGUACUACACCUACACCCAGACGGACUACAACUAGAACUACAACUGAGAACUGGAGGACAAUCGGUGAUAACAUAAAUGGAUGA
Cydia fagiglandana is the source of this 638-nucleotide messenger RNA. RefSeq lists its product as uncharacterized. The record is from RefSeq and is a predicted model, not a curated record. Lineage: Eukaryota; Metazoa; Arthropoda; Insecta; Lepidoptera; Tortricidae. Bases 33 to 638 code for a protein of 201 amino acids. The transcript has 3 exons.